Molecule: messenger RNA, 870 nt
Organism: Pichia membranifaciens NRRL Y-2026
Lineage: Eukaryota; Fungi; Ascomycota; Pichiomycetes; Pichiales; Pichiaceae
Exons: 1
Coding region: 1-870 (289 amino acids)
Biological process (GO): transport
Molecular function (GO): transmembrane transporter activity
Source: RefSeq, a predicted model, not a curated record
AUGCCAGAAUCAAAAACAGAACCUCCUCCAAGAUACGCCGGCUUCAUCGCCGGUGUGUUCUCAGGAAUGAUGAAAAAUGCCGUUGGCCAUCCCUUCGACUCCGUGAAAGUCCGUCUGCAAACUUCCUCAGGCAGGUUUACCGGACCCCUAGAUUGUACCAUCAAAACGAUUCGGAACGAAGGUGUGGCAGGGUUGUACAAGGGUUUCACACCACCCUUGGUCGGGUGGGUGCUCAUGGACUCGGUCAUGCUUGGUUCGUUGCAUGUGUACCGGAGAUUCGUCAAGGAGAACUUCUUUCCCGAUGCCAAGAAAAUGCCUCUGGUGGGUCACUGCGCUGCUGGACUUUUAUCUGGGUGGACAGUGUCUCUAGUCGCAGCACCAAUCGAACAGCUGAAAGCCAGAUUGCAAGUCCAAUACGACGCCAAGAGCAGGGUCUACACCGGCCCCAUCGACUGCGCCUUCAAGCUCUGGAAACACGACGGCCUAAGAACCCUGUACAAGGGUUUGGUACCCACGAUGAUUUUCAGAACCAACUUCAUCGUCUGGUGGGGAUCCUAUGAAAUAAUCACAAACUACUUCACCGAAAAUACCAACAUGAGCAAGGCAGCAGUCAACUUCUGGGCCGGUGGCCUCAGUGCAACCUGCUUCUGGAUCACAGCCUACCCAUCCGAUGUUGUAAAGAACGUCAUCAUGAUCGACAAUGUCGACAACCCUAGAUUCAAAAAAUACACAGAUGCCGUCAAGUACGUCUACACGGAGAGAGGAGGACUCAGGGGCUUUACCAGGGGCUUUGUUCCAAGUAUUUUGCGGAGUUUUCCGGCCAAUGCUGCUGCCCUAGCUGCCUUUGAGUUUGUUAUGAGACUUUUCUAA